AUGGAUAAACUUCACAAGCCAUUCAAAUGUCCUGGUUCUGCCACCCCGACGCCAUCAGCCGACAGACCGGCUCGGAAGCGCAGAAAGGUCGAUUACAAAGGCGCCGAUGGUGCAAUGGAUGCAGGCAGCCCUUACACGAAUGAUCAAAGACUGGCCCUUGCAACAAGGGACGCGAACCGUUUUCCCAUAUUUCAAGCGAAGGAAAAGGGUGUCGUUUUCCGCAAAGCAUUUUCAGUGCCACUCAAGAACAGGGGCGAUACGACCUAUAAUCCAAAUCGCCCACCUCCAACACUUGGCCUCAGACAAGGCAGGGUAUUUGUACCCAAGGCACUACACGAUCCAAGUGGCGAAUUUGCCAUUGUUCUCCACGACCCGACGGUGGAUGAUAAACCCAAAGCAGAAUGCAAAGCGGAGGAGCCAAAGGCAGAGGCGCACGCUGAUCAAACGGGCAAGAUUGGAGCCCCUCUUGUUCACAGGAGUCUCGCAGAAAUCCUUGGGAUCAGGAAAAACGUGACAGAGAAUCACCCUCGAGUGCCUGUUGUUAUUGACCCAAAACUGGCCAAAAUACUCCGCCCACAUCAGGUGGAGGGUGUCAAGUUCAUGUACAAAUGUGUGACUGGAAAAGUGGACGAAAAUGCCAAUGGCUGCAUUAUGGCCGAUGAGAUGGGGCUGGGGAAAACGCUUCAGUGCAUCACAUUAUUGUGGACGCUGCUAAAGCAGUCUCCUGAUGCUGGGAAGUCGACGAUCCAGAAAGCUAUUGUUGUCUGUCCUGCCAGUCUCGUGAAGAACUGGGCGAACGAGCUCACGAAAUGGCUUGGUGCUAAUGCCAUCCAUCCAUUUGCCAUCGAUGGGAAAUCUUCAAAGGAAGAGCUUACACGACAACUGCGACAAUGGGCUAUGUCCAGUGGACGCUCGGUUACCCGGCCUGUAAUAAUUGUUUCGUAUGAAACAUUGCGACUCAAUGUCGAGGAGUUGAAGAACGCCAAGAUCGGCCUUCUUUUCUGCGACGAGGGGCAUCGUCUGAAGAACGGCGAUAGUAGUACUUUUUCCAGUCUCAACAGCUUAAAUGUCUCUAGGCGUGUCAUCUUGACAGGCACACCUAUCCAGAACGACUUGACCGAAUAUUUCUCUUUGAUCAGUUUCGCCAACCCGAACCUUCUCGGCACACGACUGGACUUCCGCAAGCGGUUUGAACUUCCAAUCACAAGAGGUCGAGACUCCGAGGCGUCAGAAGAAGAUCGCAAAAAGGGAGAUGAGUGUACGGCAUCGCUUCUGAGCAUCGUUAACAAGUUCCUUAUUCGUCGAACGAACGAUAUCCUAUCGAAGUACCUCCCUGUCAAGUACGAGCAUGUGGUGUUUUGCCAUCUCGCGCCCUUUCAACUCGAUUUGUACAACUACUUCAUCAAGAGCCCGGAGAUUCAGGCGCUGCUAAGGGGCAAGGGAAGCCAACCCUUGAAAGCAAUAAACAUACUCAAAAAGCUUUGCAACCAUCCGGAUCUUCUUAACCUGAGCCAAGACUUGCCUGGUUCAGAGAAAUGCUACCCGGAGGAUUUUAUCCCCCCGGAAGCACGUGGUCGUGAUCGCGAACCGAAACCGUGGUAUUCCGGGAAAAUGCGAGUUCUCGACAGGAUGCUAGCCCGAAUCCACCAAGAUACGAACGACAAGAUUGUUCUUAUCAGCAACUACACUGCAACACUGGAUCUUUUUGAGAGGCUUUGUCGAGCCCGACAGUACGGCUGCCUCCGCCUGGAUGGCACGAUGAACGUGAACAAGCGACAGAAACUAGUCGAUCGAUUCAACAACCCAGAAGGAACCGAAACUGUAUUCCUUUUGAGUAGCAAAGCAGGUGGCUGUGGUAUCAACCUCAUUGGUGCAAACCGACUGGUUCUCUUCGACCCGGAUUGGAACCCAGCGGCUGACCAGCAAGCCUUGGCUCGUGUAUGGCGAGAUGGGCAAAAGAAAGACUGUUUCGUCUACCGAUUCAUCGCGACGGGAACCAUUGAAGAGAAAAUCUUCCAGCGUCAAUCUCACAAACAGAGUCUGUCCUCGUGUCUGGUCGACUCAGCAGAGGAUGUCGAGCGGCACUUCUCACUUGAUAGCCUACGUGAGCUGUUUCAGUACCAGGCAAACACCCGAUCCGAUACACAUGACACUUUCAAAUGCAAGAGAUGCAAGCCGGACGGUAGACAGUACAUCAAGGCACCGGCCAUGCUAUACGGCGACACCAGCACAUGGAAUCAUUUUGUUAACAGCGGUUUGAAAUCCAUCCAAGAUUUGCUGCUGCGGCAGGAGUGCGGGGAAGACGUUAUUUCUGCCGUGUUCCAGUACAUAUCUCAUUGA
Molecule: messenger RNA, 2340 nt
Organism: Geosmithia morbida
Lineage: Eukaryota; Fungi; Ascomycota; Sordariomycetes; Hypocreales; Bionectriaceae
Product: DNA repair and recombination protein RAD54 and RAD54-like protein
Exons: 1
Coding region: 1-2340 (779 amino acids)
Biological process (GO): reciprocal meiotic recombination; double-strand break repair via synthesis-dependent strand annealing
Cellular component (GO): nucleus
Molecular function (GO): ATP-dependent chromatin remodeler activity; hydrolase activity, acting on acid anhydrides; ATP binding
Source: RefSeq, a predicted model, not a curated record